This is a messenger RNA of Gaeumannomyces tritici R3-111a-1, 7059 nucleotides long. RefSeq names its product TATA-binding protein-associated factor MOT1. Gene Ontology annotation, molecular function: DNA binding; ATP binding; ATP hydrolysis activity. Lineage: Eukaryota; Fungi; Ascomycota; Sordariomycetes; Magnaporthales; Magnaporthaceae. Bases 704 to 6388 code for a protein of 1894 amino acids. The transcript is spliced from 4 exons. The record is from RefSeq and is a predicted model, not a curated record.
CGCUCCGUCACCAGCCGCCAAGUCGCCCACCCCAGCCCACCGCAGGCAACCACACGUUUGCACGCACUCGACAGCCCAGUCCCGCGCACAACCGAGGCCACGGCUUUGGUGCCUGAACUGUGAGGCUUUAUUUGCAUGGUUUCGAGUCCCGUCCCCGCGCUUUGCAUCCAAUCUCGCGCCAGUCACAUUUUCCCCAGGCGCUUCCUGAUUCGAGCUGCCCACCACGCCCCGCCUGCACGCCAAAGCGGGUCCACCAACCACGGCGGUACUUGAUUAGCUCCAUUUGAAUUUCCCGACCGACGAGGCUAUUCCCAUCCGCAUCCACUUGCCCUACACGGCAAUUCCUGGUGUUUGCCCACUCCUGUCGUCGCUGCCAUCCACCAACAUUUCUAUUCUCCCCGCCAUUUGUCCUUCUUAUCACCUUUAAUCCGGCCACGCUACCCUCGUCGCACAGCUGGUCACUUUUAAUUGUCUUGUUGGUUUGCCCUGCCCCGUGGCAGCCCGGCAGGCGCGAAGGCAGGACUAGGACUUGCUCCAGCCCUCCGUCCUCGCCACAUCCACCUCCCAGGUGCUUGCGUCCUCUCAGUCGGUCUCACGCUGGCUAUCAGAUUGCUUAUUCGCAACAUUUUCGAAUUUGCAUAAAUAACAUGGGCGCCACGGCCCUGUGACCCGAACCAACCACUACCAUUGACAUGAAGCAAACAUGGCUUCUAGACUUGACCGACUCGUCACGAUCCUUGAGACUGGCAGCACCCGGCUGAUCCGGGAGACUGCUGUCAACCAGCUUGCUGAUUGGCAGAAGUUGCACCCCGAAGAGCUCUUUAAUCUACUCUCCAGAGUCGUCCCAUACCUUCGCCACAAGGAUUGGGAGACGCGAAGCACGGCAGCAAAGGCCUUGGGCAAGAUCUUGGAAAAUGCCCAGGCGUACGAUCCCAACGAGGACGACGGGACCCUCCUGGCUGGCAAGGAGGACCAGCCUAAUGAGAGUGAUAUCGUGAAGAAAGAGGAGAAGGACGUUGCGCCUCCCUCGCAGCCAGGCCUUCUCCGCCUAGAGCACUUCCCUGUCGAGAACAUCCUGAAGUAUGGGAGAGAGCUAGUACGGGGCGCCAAUGUCGAUUUCGCUCUGGCCGCUCUGGAUCCCCAGGCCCGCCUUACUCAUCUAAAGAAGACUCUAGAUGGCCGGCUGGGGCUACUAGGGCGCAAGGUCGAAGAUGACGAGGUGGCCGUCCAGACGGAGAACGCUCCAAGUCCAAUGACCGCCAUGGAGUCGAGCGCCAACGGCCUCGGGAAACACGACGCAAAUGGCAGCUCCGGGGCUAGCCAUUCGGCCGAGGCUAGCGGACUAAGCGCCAGGCAACUUAACGUUUUGAAGAGGAAACGCAAACGCGAGGCCCAGAAGGCGGUUCAAGGCAAAGCCGGAUUUGGUGACCUGUCGCUGCGCCGCAGUACGACAACAGGCUCCGAGGGCCUCGUCGAUGAGACCCCCAUGGCCGAAGGCGAGCCCAAGGCGAAUGGCAAGAUGAACGACUACUUCAGCCUCGACCGCCCGGACGACGUAGAUGAGGAUACCAAGGUGGUCUCCGAGUUCAAGGGGCCCAUAAUUCCCAUCAAAUCGGAAUUGGAGGCUGAGGAUACCAUGGAGGGCUCCGAGUGGCCGUUUGAGAGGCUGUGCGACUUCCUCAAGGUGGAUAUCUUCGACCCGCAGUGGGAGACGCGCCACGGCGCGGCCAUGGGGCUCCGCGAGAUAAUACGAGUCCACGGCCGCGGCGCUGGUCGACUGAGCGGCAAGGCUCGCCAUGAGAACAACGAGUUGAACAGAGCGUGGCUGGACGAUGCCGCCUGCCGCCUGUGCUGUGUGCUCAUGCUUGACAGAUUCACCGAUUACAGCUCUGACACGUCGGUGGCGCCCAUCCGCGAGACCGUGGGCCAGACGCUGGGAUCUGUCCUCUUCCACGUCCCUCCCGAAUCCGUCCACGCCGUGUACGCGAUCCUGCACCGCAUGGUGAUGCAGGAAGACCUCCAGCUCGACCGCCACGUCUGGGCCAUCUGCCAUGGAGGCAUGGUCGGCCUCAGGUACGUUGUGGCUGUGCGCAAGGACCUGCUUCUCAAAGACGGCGACAUGAUCGAUGGCGUUGCGCGCGCCGUCAUGAAGGGGCUCGGUGAUCAGGACGAUGACGUGCGGGCUGUCAGCGCUGCCACUCUAAUCCCCAUGGCCAAGGAGUUUGUGACCAUGAGGCCUGGCUCCCUCGACGAUCUCAUCUACAUAGUGUGGGAAAGCCUAUCAAGUCUCGGCGACGAUCUCAGUGCCUCGACGGGCAAGAUCAUGGACCUCUUGGCAAUCCUCUGCAGCUUCCCCGAGGUUCUCAGCGCCAUGAAGGCCUCGGCCGAGCAGGAUGAGGAGCGGUCCUUCACCCUCCUUGUGCCGCGCCUCUACCCAUUCCUCCGCCACACCAUCACAUCAGUCCGCCUUGCCGUGCUCAAGGCCCUCAUGACCUUUGCAAACCUCGGCGCCGAGACGUCUUACGGCUGGCUCAACGGAAGGAUACUGAGGCUAAUCUUCCAGAACAUCCUGGUCGAACGAGAUGUGGAAACCUUGAAUAAGUCCAUUGAGCUGUGGACGUCCCUCGUCCGAUGCCUGGCCAAGGACCCUGCCGCUCUGGCCAUGGAGUUUGGUGCCCAUGUCGAGUCCCUGAUGCAGCUGACCCUCCAUCCGAUUGGCGUCUCGCGCCAGCCGAUUCCCAUGGACGCGACUCUGUUCCUCAAGCCGUCGGGCGGGACCUACGCCAUGCCCGGCCUGCCGGCACCCCCAGCUCGGCGGUCUAGUCCACCCGAAUCUGGAGAGCGGGCGACAAAGCGCCGGCGCAAGUCCACUAAGGUCGACGACGCCCCCGUCACAACACACACGCAUGACGUUGACGGCGCAAUGAUGCAGGGAGAUGUAGACCUGGUCGGUAACGAAGUCCUCGUUCGGUCCAGGAUCUCCGCGGCCAAGGCCAUGGGCCUGAUCAUGGCGCUAAUCCCGGUCCCGUACCUGGGACCUUUUGAUGCGCUGAUCACCUCGGCCUUCUCGUCGGCAUACUCAACCACCCAGUUGACCGCCUGUAUGGUGGUUGACGAGUAUGCCAAGAACUGCGCCGACUGCAAGCAAGCCGCCAGGUUUGAGGCGCCGCUAACGCAGAUGGUGCUAACUGAACGGCCUUCUCACUACCGCGACCUCGUUAGUUACGUUCAGCGUGUUCGCUCUCAGUGCCAGCAGCUUAUUGGACUCUUCCGUGACCACGGAAAGGUGGCUCCAAGCAAGCUUCCCGUGCUCGCCGUCGUCGUACAGGGAGAGGCCGAAGCCGGUCCAGGUGCCUUUUCAGUCGCCAACGCCGAAAAGGUGAUUGGCGAUGACUUCGAUAAGCUCAAGAGAGCCAUGGCGCCAGGCCAGCGGCUUAUUGCCGUGCCGCAGCUCACCGAGGCCCGGGAGCUGACCGCCACCGCCAUCCAAGAGGCCAAGGCAGCCAAGGACGCACGCGACGUCCGGAUCAAGGCCGCGGCCGGCUGCGCCCUCGUGGCGCUCAAGGCUCUCCCUAAGAAGCCCAGCCCGCUGAUCAAGUCUAUCAUGGACUCGCUCAAGACGGAUGAGAAUCAGGAGCUACAGUUCCGCUCGUCCGGCACCAUUGCAACACUUGUCCGGUUGUUCACGGAGGGUGGGCGCCGCGGACCUGCCGACAAGGUGGUUUCCAAUCUGGUCAAGUUCUCGUGCGUUGAGGUCGCAGAGACCCCCGAGUUCCCCAUUCACUCUGCCAAGACAAACGUGGUUCUGUCGAUGCAGAAAGAAGAGGACCGAGUGGACCACGCCGACGCCGCUAAGUUCGCUCGCGAGGCAAAGGCCGCCCGGAUCACGCGUCGUGGCGCCAAAGAGGCGCUCGAGAUUCUCUCCAAGUCCUUUGGCCCCGACCUGCUCACCAUCGUGCCCAGUCUCCGCGGAUACAUGGAGGAGCCGCUCAUCAAGGCGUUCUCGGGAGAGCUGCCGGCCGACGCGAGAGAUCCCGAGCAGACGUUCGGACAGGAAAUCGUGGAUGCCAUGUCAGUCAUCCGAACCCUGUGUCCGACGUUGGAUACAGCUCUGCGUCCCUUCGUUAUGCAGAUGGUGCCCCUCGUGAUCAAGGCACUGCACUCGGAGCUCUCAGUCUUCCGCUACAUGGCUGCAAAGUGCAUGGCCACCAUCUGCAGCGUUAUCACUGUGGAGGGUAUGACGGCCCUGGUCGAAAAGGUGCUGCCGUCCAUCAGCAACCCGGUGGAUCUCCAUUUCCGCCAGGGUGCCAUUGAGGUCAUCUACCACCUGAUUGCCGUCAUGGGCGAUGCCAUCCUGCCCUAUGUCAUCUUCCUUAUUGUGCCAGUUCUUGGUCGCAUGAGCGACUCGGACAACGAAGUCCGCCUGAUAGCCACAACCUCAUUUGCCACUCUGGUCAAGCUGGUUCCGCUAGAGGCCGGCAUCCCCGACCCGCCUGGUCUUUCCGAGGAACUUCUCAAGGGCCGAGACCGCGAGCGAACCUUUAUCUCACAGCUGCUAGAUCCCAAGAAGGUGGAACCGUUCAACAUACCUGUCGCCAUCAAGGCUGAGCUGCGCUCGUACCAGCAGGACGGUGUGAACUGGCUGCAUUUCCUGAACAAGUACCAUCUUCACGGCAUCCUUUGUGAUGACAUGGGUCUAGGAAAGACUCUGCAAACUAUCUGCAUCGUCGCCAGCGACCAUCAUCAGCGCGCAGAAGAGUUUGCCAAGACGGGUGCGCCCGACGUGAGGAGGAUGCCGUCCCUGAUAGUGUGCCCACCUACUCUCUCGGGGCAUUGGCAGCAAGAAAUAAAGACAUACGCGCCGUUCCUCAGCGUGGCGGCCUACGUCGGACCCCCGGCUGAAAGGAAGUUGAUCAGGGAUCGACUCGACAAGGCGGACAUCGUCAUCACAUCCUACGACGUAUGCAGGAACGAUAUCGAGAUCAUCGAGAAGUACAACUGGAACUAUGUCGUGCUCGACGAGGGACAUCUCAUCAAGAAUCCCAAAGCGAAGACGUCGAUCGCUGUCAAGAAACUCGCCAGCAACCACCGCUUAAUCUUGACUGGCACACCCAUCCAGAACAACGUGCUGGAGCUGUGGUCGCUUUUCGAUUUCCUGAUGCCUGGGUUCCUCGGUGCGGAAAAGGUCUUCCUCGACCGGUUUGCCAAGCCCAUUGCCGCGAGUCGCUACAGCAAGGCAUCCUCGAAAGAGCAAGAAGCCGGCGCGCUUGCUAUCGAAGCGCUUCACAAACAAGUCCUGCCCUUCCUGCUCCGACGCUUAAAGGAGGAGGUUCUCAACGACCUUCCGCCCAAGAUUCUGCAAAACUACUACUGCGAUCUGAGCGACCUACAGAAGAAGCUGUUCGAGGAUUUCCAGAAGAGGGAGUCGAGCAAGAUUGCCGAGCAGGCAGGACGUGAAGACAAGGAGGCCAAGCAACACAUCUUCCAAGCGCUGCAGUAUAUGCGGAAGCUGUGCAACUCACCCGCCCUCGUCAUGAAGCCUGGGCAUAGGCUGUACGAGGACACGCAGCGGAUCCUCGCCAAGCAAGGCACCAGCCUCGAAGACCACGUUCACGCGCCAAAGCUCGGCGCGCUGCGGGACCUGCUCGUCGACUGCGGAAUCGGCGUGGAAGGCACCGACUCCAAUGACCCACUGUACCAGCCCAUCAAGCCGCACAGGGCACUCAUCUUCUGUCAGAUGAAGGAGAUGCUCGACAUGGUCCAGAACACUGUGCUGAAGAAACUGCUGCCCUCGGUCUCCUUUCUUCGGCUUGACGGUUCGGUCGAGGCCAAUAAGCGGCAGGAUAUUGUGAACAAGUUCAAUAGCGAUCCCUCGUUCGAUGUCCUGCUGCUCACGACCAGUGUUGGUGGUCUCGGCCUGAACCUGACGGGAGCCGAUACGGUCAUCUUUGUUGAGCACGACUGGAACCCGCAAAGAGAUUUGCAGGCCAUGGACCGCGCCCACCGAAUCGGUCAGAAGAAGGUGGUCAACGUGUAUCGGCUGAUCACGCGGGCCACGCUCGAGGAAAAGAUUCUGAGCCUGCAGCGGUUCAAGAUCGACGUUGCGUCGACUGUGGUCAACCAGCAGAACGCCGGAUUGGCGACCAUGGACACGGACCAGAUUUUGGACCUCUUCAAUCUUGGCGACUCGGGCCCUGGGCUGAUCAGCGACAAGCCGGAGGGCAGCGGUAUGGACGGUAGAGAGGAGGAUAUGGUGGACGUCGAGACGGGCGACGUUCGGCAGCCAGGCAAGAAGGCACCUUGGCUCGAGGACCUAGGCGAACUGUGGGACAACCGCCAGUACGAGGAGAGCUUCGACUUGGACGGCUUCCUCAAGACGAUGCAGUAACCGACAUGCUUCCUACACAACCAGGCAUGACUAAGGGUGUGUUCCAUCUGCUCGGCCUCUCGCGGGCCACCAUCACUAUUUCUGUCUCCUGAGCCUCCAAGGCAGGCCAGCAUGGCCGCGCUCAUCGUUGACAGCGAGUCCGUCUGGAUCAUGUAUCGAAUAUGGGCGACAGAUGACGCCCAAAGUACUUGUGCGAUGGUAUUUUGUGGCCCAGGUGGCGAGCAGGAUAGAAACCCAACUCAUCUUCUUUUCGACUUGCCCCCUGGGACAGUGGAGGGGGGCUUUAUUUCCAGUGUUAUCGGUGUACCGUUUAUUCCCAAAUCAUGGCAGGAGUUUGGACUUGGGCGAGCGAGGUCUGUCGAUAUUUGUGCUUAUUUCUUUUCCCCUUCAUUCCCCCCCAUCUUGUUUGACGUGAGAAGGAGACGUCGAAGAAAAUGGCAUCCCCAACUCGGGCCUGUUUGGCCUCUUUACCCUCUGUGCCCAUUUUUCACAGUCAAAUUCGGUGGGGGAAUGGUUGUGCCCUGCUUUUAGCGCUUGCGAGCCGGCGAUGCAUUGCUACCUACCUCACCUGCCGAGGACCAAGGUAGAUGGGAGUUGAGGGUGUUAAAAGUAAUCGUAUUCUGAUACCGAUUCUUCCAGUCAAGACGUGUGUGAUGCAGCAGUGCUAGGUG